GGAGGAGCGGCGGCCACGACCACGACGGCGGCGGCAACAACGACGAGGAGGAGAGGCGCGUCUCCGCCGCCCUCACCUGGACAUGGAGGGCGAGGAGGAGACGACGCCGCCGCCAUCAUCUCCUCCUCCUCCAUCGUCGACGACGACUGCUUCUUCCUCCCCCUCGAUCACCUCAGCAUCGUCGUCGUCGUCGCGCCGCCAAUACUCGGUGUACAGCGAGAGGGUGGUGAUCAACGUGUCGGGGCUCAGGUUCGAGACGAGGAGCCAGACGCUGGAGCAUUUCCCCGACACACUGCUGGGCGACCCGGCCCGCAGGAUGCGCCACUUCGACCCGCUGAGGAACGAGUACUUCUUCGACAGGAACCGCCCCAGCUUCGACGCCAUCCUCUACUACUACCAGUCGGGCGGGCGCCUCAAGAGACCCGCCAACGUGCCCUUCGACAUCUUCUGCGAGGAGGUGAAGUUCUACGAGCUGGGGGACGAGGCGGUGCUGAGGUUCCGCGAGGAGGAAGGCUUCAUCAAGGAGCAGGACAAGCCGCUGCCCCGCGACGAGUUCAAGCGCCAGAUCUGGCUGCUCUUCGAGUACCCCGAGAGCUCCAGCCCGGCCAGAGGCAUCGCCAUCGUCUCCGUCCUGGUCAUCCUCAUCUCCAUCGUCAUCUUCUGCCUGGAGACCUUGCCCGAGUUCAGGGACGAGCGCGACUUCAUGCCCGCCUCACGGGCGGGGGCGGAUAACGGGUCCUCCCGUCCCUCUCCUUCUCCUUCUCCUUCUUCUUCUUCUACCACCACGUCUUCCUCCUCCUCCACCAUCACCACCACCACCACCUCCUCCUCCUCCUCCUCUUCUUCAGUGUCCACCUUCAGCGACCCCUUCUUCAUCGUGGAGACGGUCUGCAUCAUCUGGUUCUCCUUCGAGUUGCUGGUGCGCUUCUUCGCAUGCCCUAGCAAGCCGGGCUUCUUCAAGAACAUCAUGAACAUCAUCGACAUCGUCUCCAUCCUGCCUUACUUCAUCACCCUGGGCACCGAGUUGGCCAAUGUGCAAGGGGGCAACGGGCAGCAAGCCACGUCCUUCGCCAUCCUCAGGACCAUCCGCCUGGUGCGGGUCUUCCGCAUCUUCAAGCUGUCUCGCCACUCCAAGGGCUUGCAGAUCCUGGGCCAGACGCUGAGGGCCAGCAUGAGGGAGCUGGGCUUGCUCAUCUUCUUCCUCUUCAUCGGGGUCAUCUUGUUCUCCAGCGCCGUGUACUUCGCCGAGGCCGACGACCCCAAGUCACAUUUCACCAGCAUCCCGGACGCUUUCUGGUGGGCUGUGGUCACCAUGACCACGGUGGGCUAUGGGGACAUGAAGCCCAUCACGGUGGGGGGCAAGAUCGUGGGCUCCCUCUGCGCCAUCGCCGGGGUGCUGACCAUCGCGCUGCCCGUGCCGGUCAUCGUUUCCAACUUCAACUACUUCUACCACCGGGAGACGGAGAACGAUGAGCAGUCUCAAGUGUCUCAGUCCUGUGCCCUCCCUUACCUCACUUCCUCUUUCUUGAAAAAGUUCCGCAGUUCUUCCUCUUUAGGCAACAAGUCCGAAUACUUGGAGAUGGAGGAGGGCUUGAAAGAAUCUCUGUGCACAACGCAGCAAUCUAAAGACAAUGGCACAGAGACAGUCAAACAUAAUUCCGUCAAUCUCAAUGCAGUGGAGACUGAUGUUUGAAGCGACAACUCGUAUUAUGUUUACACCAGUGCCAGUUGACUCGCCGUGUUCGCUCGUUCACUGCUUAACCGGCACGCAGAAAAACACAGUGUUCUAAAGAUAACGGGAGAGGUUCAGCCCUUAUAAACAAAGCAAAACAUCAGAGAAAAUCGCGAUGGCUGGAGUUUGCAAGCAGAAGAAAUUCUAAAACUGUGUCAGCGCUCUUGGAUGGAAAAGCCUUGCACUGCAUACACAUUGGAGACCAGACGAAAAACGUUUGUAGUUUCCGGUGUUCCUUGGACACCUGCGGCAGUCAGAUUCUUGAAUUCAAAUGCAGUACACAAACAAACCUCCAUAUUUUACAUGGGAAUGUUGCUCAUUUUGCACUGCACUUUCCUGGUGAUAUGUUGAACUGAAUAUCAUUAGUCAUGCUCUUUUUAGAUAUCCAAGUGAAAUUAUGCAUCAUUGUAAUAUCAAAAGUGCUGUUUAAUUGUUUGAACCAAUAGUUAAAAUGAGUUUUUAUUUGAAUGAGUUAACCUAUAUUUUACUCCAAUCCUUCUGUUGGUGUUUCCCCUUAAAAUGAUCAGAAUUGAACGUUCUUUUAAAAGGAGCCAAAGCUGAAAUGUACUUAUUAUGGUAGGUUUAUAUCGGAGUUUUUGAAUAACCUGAGCACAGCAUUAACUAUGAACUGCAAACUUUACACAAGUGAGCCAAUGUACAGCCAAUACCUACAUGGAAACAGAAUCACCCUGAAGUUUAUGCUUAUGUGGACAUGAAUGUCAUGGCAUUCUUAUGCUGCAAAUUUCUGUGACUUAAUAACUGAUGACAGGGUCGGAUCAACACACAUACACUCAAGCACCAGAAAAUCAAGUUAAAUGCUUCAACAAAAGUUGUGGACCAGGAAUAUCACACUGCCUUGACGAUUGGAAGACAACACUGAGAAUGAAUGAAGCUCUGCUUCUGGGUAACACAGUUGUCAAGACCAGCUGGAUGUUGGCUCAUGUUAUUUUUGAAAUAAUUCAUGUAGAACGUGCUGAGAAAGAGUUAUACACACAACUCCCAUGUGAAUCCCAAUUUUUCAACAAAUAAAAACAUGUAGGAUUAACAUCCAGCUGUGAUUAGUAAGAAGAUUACUGAUUAAAGAAAGUACCUAAAUAAGUAAGCAGUCUGACAUGUGGUUGUAGCUUAUGGCAGAAUAACCCUGCAUAGAAAUCAGCUUUUUUUCCCCACUCUGCCUGUCGAAAGCUGUGAACCUUUGGAGACGUGCAGUUAGUCCACUUUUUAACUACUGUGAAAUCUUGUCAGUGACACAAAUUGCUUGACAAUCAUUGGAGACGACUUAAUACCACAUUCACCAAUUAAAUCACAAAUGAGUCUGCUGAAGAAUGAAGGUUGUACAACGAGGUUAUAAUUAUAUGAACUGCACUUUCUGAAAUGUUGUUUUACAGCAACAAAUAUAACUUCAAUUCAGCCAGAUGUGCAGAGCUUCACUUCUGCUAAGGAUAAAAUAAUAAGCAGUGAAUCAUUGCUACAUUUUCGAGUUUGUUUGAACUAGACGAUUUCAGUUGCACUUUGAGAACAAAUAAUAAUUGAUGAAACGAACGUUUAUGUUUGCACACAUAUUGAAUGAUGGCUUUGAGGGUUUUCUGCCUGAAAUGCAAGAUAUCUAAUGCAACACGAACGCCUGAAUACGGUCAGUCAUCCCGAAAGACGUUUAUUGUGGGAUAUGUCCUGUGAAUUAAUGAUCCUCCUCUAAACGAGAUCUUCCAAAUGGUGGAGCAACAAACCAGCAAAGGACUUUUAAGGAAUCUAAUGAACUUCACAGCGGUAAUACAAAUCAACUUGAAAUGGGGAAAUGCAAGUCUGCUAUCAACACCUGGAUUGUGAACAAAGAAACAUCAAAUUAAUUAAAAUACACAAAACAUAGGGGGGAUUUGCACAAUAGAGUGAUUAGUGUGGCAUAAGUUGUUUCCAUAAGAAUGUACUUGUUGAAUAGGUAGUGUAACAAGUAAGUUAUUAAAACCAGAGGAUAGGUUUUAACGUUGGACAUCGAUCGUUAUAAAUUGGGUGAUUGCUACCCCAACAGGCUUCUUACCCCAUUCUUUCCAUGGUUUCACCUUCCACCAUCUGCUUGGCAGCUGGUCUGCCCAUUGGCUUCAGGUGGUAGGUCCUUAUAAAUAUGCAAGAUAUGAGUCCACAAAACAAAAAUUCUAGAUGCUAGAAAUCUAAAUUAAAAAGAUAAAAUAACAGAAAUAUUCAGCAUGUAAGGCAGCAUUUGUGGGAAGAGAAACAGAAUAAAUGUUUCAGCUCAGUGAUCUUUCUGAAGAAACAUUUUCUGCUUUUAUUUCAUGAUUCCGUAUUGGAAAGAGAUCAUUAAUUGCUAUUUUGACAGAUAAAUAUGCACCAGCCUGCUUUAUUAGAAAAUACAGCAGAAAAGACACCAAAAAUGUAAGUUAGAGAAUUUUUUUUGUGUAGCCAGGAUGAGCAGUUGUGAUCUAUCACAACUCCGCAAGAAUAAUGCGUGAGCCAUUGCCAGCCUAGGUCGUCCCACACCAUGGUAUCCUGAUCGAGACUCUAGCUGGUUGAAUCUAAUGCCUGCAGCUCACUGGCACCAUUUUAAUUAGGCCCUUACUUCAAAAUGGCGCACACCUCCCAUCAACAGCGUUAGCUGGGAGGCAGACUCCAUGUUAACUAUUAAAUAGAUGAAUUAUACCCCAGAUCUGAUCAAAUCAACCCACUAUGUGUUGCAUUUAUGCAUGCAUUCCAUCACUAAAACAGGUUUAUGUGUAUGUAAUCUAAACAUGUUAAAUUUGUAGAUUGAGUUCAGUAAUGGGUA
Molecule: messenger RNA, 4508 nt
Organism: Amblyraja radiata (thorny skate)
Lineage: Eukaryota; Metazoa; Chordata; Chondrichthyes; Rajiformes; Rajidae
Product: potassium voltage-gated channel subfamily A member 4
Exons: 2
Coding region: 83-1693 (536 amino acids)
Biological process (GO): potassium ion transmembrane transport; protein homooligomerization; action potential
Cellular component (GO): membrane; voltage-gated potassium channel complex; axon
Molecular function (GO): delayed rectifier potassium channel activity; protein binding
Source: RefSeq, a predicted model, not a curated record